Molecule: messenger RNA, 399 nt
Organism: Cylicostephanus goldi
Lineage: Eukaryota; Metazoa; Nematoda; Chromadorea; Rhabditida; Strongylidae
Source: the annotation of a GenBank genome assembly
CUGACCUGUACAAAAAAAAUUCGGUAUCCUGUUUUAGGGAACCUUUUAGUUACCUUUAGGCACAUAGUGUAUUGUCGUUAUUUUGAUGAACGCAAGGUCGAGCUCGGUCCCCCCGUCAGAUCCGUUGUCUUUCCCGAGCAUGUCGUCCAUUGCUGCAGACAUGAACGAGCUGCUUACAUGAGUAUCACUUAUAGAAGGUUUGCAGAUGUGACUGUCCAGGUCCCUGUCCUUGUUAGAAAAGCUGACAGAUAUAUCUUGUCUUUCUGCCUUUCACCGAUGUUUGGAAAUGAGACAAAGUGGCUACUACUAGCUGAAAUGAUUGAACAUUACAAAUUGCAAGAGGUUGAGCACUUUUAUCUAUAUAUCCAAAAAAUCGAUGAUUACUCCCGUAAGGUGGAU